Molecule: messenger RNA, 1363 nt
Organism: Patiria miniata (bat star)
Lineage: Eukaryota; Metazoa; Echinodermata; Asteroidea; Valvatida; Asterinidae
Product: microfibril-associated glycoprotein 4-like
Exons: 1
Coding region: 346-1353 (335 amino acids)
Source: RefSeq, a predicted model, not a curated record
GUAGUUCCAUCAAGUGACCUUCAUUUCAAUUACCAGUCUCAAGCGUGCCUACAAGUAAUGGUGGGAGUUAAGAAAAUUAGGCGCAGUUUAUUAGCUUUUUAGCAUUAUUAGCAUUAUUAGUGACUAGAGGCAACCAAUGACGCUUUCCCACGUCCAUUGGCAAGAUUAUAUGACUUGUGGCAUCUGCUUGUGACUACAGUAACAAGAACACUUCAGUGUUUUGCAUCAAUUGGACGCCUACACUUCUCUGUAUGCUCGUCUACCAAUGAUUGUUCUGCAAGGUGUUUCAGCAACUCGCUACUAGGCUUAUUCACAUCUGCUUAACAGAAAAAAAAUAAGUUAGCAAUGGAAAGUUCAUGUCUAUAUGACCCUGGUAGCAAGAUAUCCAGCAUCAGUUUGGUGAUCGUUACAAUUUUGGUUUUGGUUGAUGGUUUCCAAGGAGAUAACUGUUUCCAUCGCAAACGUGUUUUUAUCGCUGCAGACAAUCGUACACUUCAGACUUCGACAUUUAGAGAGGAACAGGUCAAGUCUACUGUCCGCUGUGUUAGCUACUGUCAUGCUGAUAACAACUGCCGAUCUGUGAAUUAUUGUAAAACAGAACAACUUUGUCAAAUGAACAAUUUGACAAGGAUGCAAUAUCCUGCUGAUUUCAUUACACACUACGGCAGUGUGUACUUUGAUGACGAUGUAGACACAUCUCUCUUCUCUGUGCCUCAGUUCAGAGGUUGUGAUGAGGUCCUUCAAACUGGUCAUAAUGUGAGCGGUAUCUACACGAUUUUCCCAGCUGGAUUCAAUGAUGGGCUACAGGUCUACUGUGACAUGGAGACUGAUGGAGGAGGAUGGAUCGUCAUUCAGAGGCGUCAGGAUGGCAGCGUUGACUUCUACCGCAACUGGGCUGGCUACCAGGUUGGCUUUGGCAGCUUGUCUGGUGAGUUCUGGCUUGGUAAUGACAACCUACGCAGCCUGACUGAGACUGAAGGUAAGUGGCAACUACGAAUUGACUUAGAGGACUGGGAGAAUAACACGGCAUGGGCUGAAUAUGACGACUUUCAGAUUCAUGGAGACAACUACACACUCAGAGUCAACCCGUACAAUAUUUACAGCACUGCAGGAGACUCGCUCACAUACCACAAUGGAAUGAUGUUUUCAACUAAAGACAAGGACAAUGACAUAUACAUGUAUGGGAUUUGUGCUAGACAGCACGAAGGGGCGUGGUGGUAUAAUCAAUGCUAUAACUCAAAUUUAAAUGGAAGGUAUGGGCAAGGGCAAUUUGCGGAUCACAUUGUAUGGCGGAGUUGGAAGAGCAAUUUCUACAGUCUCAAAAGCUGUUCUAUGAAAAUAAAACCUUUGUAAAAAGUGUGAC